CCUUUCAAGGCCUACAAACUGCAUUUAACAAACACAGCUGUGGAAAAUAAACCUUGGGAUUCUCUAUGUGUGGAAUUCUGAGGCAAGUGAUAAAUGCUACAUUUAUAAAUGGUCAACCUGUGCAUGUCCCUGUACUACUUAAUCAACAAAUCUAUUCCCUGGCUAUCAGAGUGAGAAGAACAGCCAACACAUGCUUGCCUGGAGACGUUCCAGAGUCUUUCUACUGGAUACAGUUGAUAGAGGAGCUGAGUUUGUUGAGAUCCUGAAAACAGUCUACCCUAAGGCAGAGAGUCUUCAUGAGAAGGACUUUGACUGGCUGUUUGACUGUCCCCAGACCGAGCAGUUUCUGGAAUGGUUCUGCAACACGGUGAGUGAGGAGAACAUACUGACUGUCCCUGAACUGGACAGUUAUGAAAAGCUGUUAGUUUCUGGGAAGCCUAUCCUUGAAGGAGAAGCAUUGGAGGAGGUGUUAAAGACCUGUCACCAAACUUCAGAGCUAAAGGGUGCCCCAGAGGGGAAUGGAAUCCUGCCCCUCAAGACUCUGGAACAAGAGAUGCAGUUACUGAAGAGUCAGUAUGCUUGUCUGUUAAAACGAUACAACAAGCUUCAGGUUCGUACAGCUAGCCUGAAGCAGGAACUCUGCUUUUCAGCAGAGAUGAAAGAGAAAGCAAGCAGGGAGCUGAAGAAAGCACAGCUAAGGCUGGAGCUGGAGAAUUUUCAAAGCAAUGAUGUUCUCAGUCAGGCUGGUAAGACAGCAACGGAAGUGUUGCAUUGGCACAAAAACCCCAGAGGUGAAGGGGCAAAAGCAUCAUUGGCUACAGAGGACCUGAGAUGUUACCUGGAGUCAGAGGAAAUAGCUACAAAGGCUUUUAAGGAGUACCUUGCAAAGGUCAUGCCAGGGAUUAUAGGUGAUAUGGAGGAAAAUAAGAAAAGGGCAAGGAAUGGGCCGGGAGGCUCUCAGGAAGAGCCGAAUACAGAGUCUCCUGAAAGACGUGCUCAGGAAAUGCUACUAAAAGAUCAGACCAUUUGUGCCAAAAAUUAUGUAAGUUACAAAAUGACCACAGGAGGACAGAAAAGCCCUGUACUCUAUGAAGGGCAAGUGGGUAGCAAGAAUGAGCCAGUGUUUACUCCGAAAGCCCUGCCAGAAAAAAUGGACGAAACAAAAAGAGAGAAUUUCAGAACUCAGGCACUGAAUGUUCACAACAGCUACCAAGAGCUGAAGCAGGUAGAGGAUGAUCAAAUGGAGCUCCUUAAAGAUGACACUCCAUGCAACUAUCCAGAAGAACUGAAGCGCAUGGAAUUAGCCUACAUGUGGAGCCAGAUAUUGAUAGUCAUGACCUCAGCUAACAUUAAGGGGAUUGCAAGCACUUUACAAUGGGCAAGGAAGGUAUCAAAAUCUGUUGAGGAGAACAAGGUGGAGGAAGAGAGAAGUGAACUAUGUUUCCGGAUAGCCACUUGCCAGGAGCAACUCUGCAUCCUCCAAAAGGAAGUAGACCAGGCAAAGACCCAACAGCUUGUGCCUCUGCUCCAGGAAAGCAUCCGUCUCUUUUGCUUGCCUAUAGUAAGUGGAGAGCUUGAUUUGGAAGCUGUCAGACUUGGGCGUCUUGAGUUGAUGCAAGAAGAAACUACUGGCCACCUGUUGGGCCAGCUGAGCCAUUUAGAGCUGCUGAGGCUCUUGCUGAUGCUGGAGAAGAAGAAGAUGCAAAACCUGGCAAGUGGUCUGGAGGGGAUAGCAACUGUUCUGAAGGAACUGCACUUGACAUCACAGGAAUGGGAAUCGUGUUCCGAGGAUUCCAGGUUUUCCAUUAAGCAAUGCCCACGAACUCUGAUAGACCCAAAUGAUCUCACCACUUUACGGCUCUGGGAAAUGCUGGAUAAGCACAGUCAAGAGAAGCAACUCUUCCGUACUUAUGAGACUUUGGCAAGUCGGGCCUCACGACUGUGUCAAGAGAUUAGGAUGCUCCAAGUACAGCUAGCAACGCCAUUCUCACAUCUUCCGAAACUGGAGAUGGAAAAGAAUGUCCUGCACAAUAUGAUGUAUGGUGACAUGAACCAGCUAAUGCUUCAUGCUCAGGAACUGUCAGAACCUCUGGAGCAGCUUCACACGACACAGGCCAAACUCUACCAAAUGCUAAUGGAUACCCUGAGUGACCUGAAGGCCAAACACAAAUCCCUGCAGAGCCACUUUCAGCAGACGGAGCGCAGCCUUUACGUGCACUUCUUCAACAACCCAGACCGCCUGAAGGAGCUGGUAGAAGCUGCUGAGAAGCAGACACUGGCAUCUUCUUAUGUGUAACUGUAGUUGCCAUCAUCAGAAAAGAGCAGUAUCAGCUGGGCAGAAAACGACCCUGAUGGCUUUCUCCAAAGUAUUCCUAUCUGGACUUAACAGAAAGCCUACUUGAGAACACUGAUAAGAAAAAUAAGCUUUCCUUUAUUGUCAUGUUCUCUGUGCAGAACAGACCAUUUCCUCAUAGAUCCUAACCUUCUACUGGGUAGGUCAGGGAGUGAGAAAUUCUCUUUGAUGGAGAAAUAAAUUACUGCAUUAAGAACUCGUGUGGCACAUCAGUUCCCUUUAAGCAUUUCAGAAAGAAAUGUUGUUGAGAAAGGAUUCUGCAUCUGUCUUUUACAAUGAUUGGGGGGAAGGGAUUUUUAAAUCCAUCUCUUCACCUUGAGUUUGAGCCAUAUGGUAGAUGCAACACCGGAUUGAAGAACUGGCUGAGACACAUUGGGUGAACUAAACGCUGUUCAUAUUUUUAAGAAAGGCUGUUGCCUACUUGUUUUGUCUAAUUGUUUUUCUGCUUUCAGCUACCUUCACUACUUUAAAAGUUGUAAUAAAAGAAGAGCAUGAGCAUAAA
Messenger RNA from Pogona vitticeps (central bearded dragon), 2855 nucleotides. Its product is annotated as HAUS augmin-like complex subunit 3. Gene Ontology annotation, biological process: microtubule organizing center organization; spindle assembly. Lineage: Eukaryota; Metazoa; Chordata; Lepidosauria; Squamata; Agamidae. Gene Ontology annotation, cellular component: HAUS complex; microtubule organizing center; mitotic spindle. The record is from RefSeq and is a predicted model, not a curated record.